Messenger RNA from Trichophyton benhamiae CBS 112371, 366 nucleotides. RefSeq lists its product as uncharacterized. The record is from RefSeq and is a predicted model, not a curated record. The transcript has 2 exons. The coding region runs from base 1 to 366 and encodes 121 amino acids. Gene Ontology annotation, biological process: mitochondrial electron transport, ubiquinol to cytochrome c. NCBI's taxonomy places the organism in Eukaryota, Fungi, Ascomycota, Eurotiomycetes, Onygenales, Arthrodermataceae.
AUGCCCUGCGAUUUCACUCGAUACCGGCCUAUUGCGCUACUCGAUACCCAGGCAGCUAAUGUUUUUUGUCGAACAUCAGGUGUUCCUACCCCAAUGAAGGGUAUCACUACCUACUCUCUCUCUCAGAACCGUCAGCGACCCGCCGCUGGUAUGCUCUACAAUGCCUUCUUCAACACCUACAGACGAGCCAAGGCACAGGUCCUCUACGUUCUUCCCCCAUUCAUUGCUGCCUACGCCCUCAUGGACUGGGCCACCAAGAAACUAUGGGUAUUUGUGUACCAAGUGAGCGAUGCUAAUGAUGAAUACAGGAACGAGUAUCUCAUGUCCAAGCCAGGCCGUCUUGCCCACGGUGGUGAUGAGGAGUAA